Molecule: messenger RNA, 1497 nt
Organism: Fusarium fujikuroi IMI 58289
Lineage: Eukaryota; Fungi; Ascomycota; Sordariomycetes; Hypocreales; Nectriaceae
Product: related to permease of the major facilitator superfamily
Exons: 4
Coding region: 1-1497 (498 amino acids)
Biological process (GO): transmembrane transport
Cellular component (GO): membrane
Molecular function (GO): transmembrane transporter activity
Source: RefSeq, a predicted model, not a curated record
AUGCCUCCAAGCACAGAAACCUGUCUCUCUGAUAUGGCCAAGGGUGAACCAAUUGCCAUGCAUGUUUCACAUACAGGCAACGACAAUCCCCAAAACAUCGACCUUUUGGAAUGGUCAGAAGCCGAAGAAGCUGCUGUUCGGCGCAAGAUCGAUUUUCGCAUCGUCCCAUUGUCAAUUCUCCUGUACCUUCUUUGUUUCUUGGAUCGAGCAAACAUCGGAAACGCCCGCAUCGAGGGCAUGGCUCUGGACCUCGAACUCGUUGGUUACAGGUUCAACUGGGCUCUAUCCGCGUUCUACAUAGCAUACAUCCUUGUCGAAAUACCUAGCAACAUCAUCCUGAAGAAGGUCGGCCCCAAGUUUUACAUACCCCUCCUCGUUACGGGGUUUGGACUUGUUUCUCUUUGCACAGCGUUUGUACGCUCUUUUGCAUCGCUGCUUGUCCUCAGAGUCUUACUCGGCGCUUUUGAGGGCGGUACUAUGCCCGGUAUAGCCUUCCUGCUCAGCUGUUUCUAUAAGAGACAUGAGCUCAUGCUACGGAUUUGUCUAUUCGUCUCAGCUACAGGCCUUGCAGGGGCCUUUGGUGGACUUCUCGCCACAGUCCUGUCUCGAAUUGAACCUUGGGGUGUAUCCUCCAUGAAGAUUCAUACCUGGAGAAACAUAUUCUUCUUUGAGGGGCUUCUUACAGUGCUUAUUGGUUUGUUGGCAGUCACUUUCAUGCCACAGUCUCUCCAAACGGCAUCUUUCCUGAACCAGAGAGAGCGCCAGAUCGCCAUCCUACGUUUGUUGAGAGAUCACAAAGAAUCAGAACAAGUCAAAGUCACCCGGCGAGAUGUCAAACAAGCUUUGUCAUCAGUGAUGAACAUAACUUGUGGCUUGGGAUUCCUUUUGAUCAACAUUGCGGUUCAGGGACUUGCUGUCUUUCUACCAACUAUCUUGCGAGACCUUGGAUGGGCUGCUACAAAGGCGCAGCUGAUGACAGUUCCCCCGAACUUUCUUGCAUUCAUCACAUGCUUCUCAGUCGCCUAUGUCAGCGACAAGACCAAAAGGCGCGGACCAUUCAUCAUCUUACUGACAACAAUCUCAGCCACUGGGGCCAUCAUUCUUCGGUGGGAAACAAAGGCCGCAGUCAAGUAUUUCGGUGUUUUCCUCAUCGUUUGCGGUGCCGGGGCUUCUGGGCCGGCGUACCUGACCUGGGCUAUCAAUAACGCAGCCCCUUCUUCAGUACGAGCCGUCACCAGUGCGUAUAUCGUUACCAUCGGAACCCUUGGUGGAUGGACUUACCUGGCCCGAGAUGGGCCAGAGUAUCACACUGGACAUUCAAUUAACGUGGGUGGACAGAUUGCUGCGGUAAUUGUGACGGCCUUUGGAACUUUGUACUGUAUCUGGGAGAACAAGGCUAGAGAAGCAGGCCGUAGGGACCACAGGUUGGCUGGCCUCAGUGAAGACGAGCAAGCCAAGCUUGGCCAUUCUCAUCCAUCUUUCAGACUUCUUCCUUAA